Messenger RNA from Rhopilema esculentum, 3021 nucleotides. RefSeq lists its product as uncharacterized. Gene Ontology annotation, molecular function: cell adhesion molecule binding. Lineage: Eukaryota; Metazoa; Cnidaria; Scyphozoa; Rhizostomeae; Rhizostomatidae. Gene Ontology annotation, cellular component: plasma membrane; cell-cell junction. The record is from RefSeq and is a predicted model, not a curated record. Gene Ontology annotation, biological process: cell-cell adhesion.
GAAGGAGAGAAACACGGAAUUUCGCCCUGGUGACAGCUUUCAAAGCCGUUAAAGAUUUUCAAUGGAAGUCAGGGGGAUGUUUUACCACGGUAAAAGCCACCAGCCAAGCAAAUGAUAACAAACAGAAUAGAUGUCGAUGCCUGGGCCUUUUAUAUUUUUUGUGAAUGAUAUUUCAAGAAUUAACAAGGAGCUUACACACAUCAGGUGACUGUGGCCUUCACCAACAGUCCUGGUUUUUGGCCUACCAUCACGAAGAUGAAACUGGAUCCUAUAUCGCUUGUUUUCGUCGUUUGUUGUAUUAGGAUGAAUGGUGUAUUUGGAACAGCUUACUUUACAACAAAACCACCACCUUUGCAAUAUGUUUUACAAGGCACCAAUGCAAUUUUUGGAUGGGAUUACAACAGAGGGUCUAGUGGAGAACUUUUGACUGGAACCUGGGGAGUGGAUGGGUCAGGCUCAUAUUGCAUGCUGAAACUGAAGCAAACUUCAGGAUACUCUCUAUUUUUUUGUCAUGGAUAUAGUCUUAGAGACAAAGCUACAAUGGUUUUGCAGAAUGUCUCUGUCAAUAUGACUGCAAAAUAUUUUUGUCAACUGGUGUUUUCAGUGCCCAAUCAAGUUACUAUGACAAGUACUGCAAGUCUAAAUGUUGUCAGGAGGCUUCCAACAUUUACCAUGCUACCUACUCAACAAAAUCUUGGAAUUGAAGGGGGAAGAGAUGUCAUUAUUUCAACUGAAGUAGUUGGGGACUACCCACCCGUUAUCCAAUGGUAUCGAAAUGAUGCUUUGGUCAAUACAAGUUUGUAUCCAAAUUCUUCAAGAUUAGUAGGUACAAAUGCACAGAACGAAACAAUUGUUCAGAGUAACCUAACAAUCAAGUCACCAACAAGAAACAGUGGAGGUCGUUUCAUGGCUAGAGCUGUUUUUGGAACACACAGUCCUGCAGCAAAUACUUCUUUCUCAAUACAGAUUUGGUAUGGACCAGAAAAGCUAUCAAUAUCAUCAAGCAAAUCUGGGAUGGGCAUUGCUCAAGGCCAGUCAGUCAUUGUCACAUGUUCAGCUACUUCAUUUCCGCCCUCAAGAUAUACAUUUUAUAGAAAUGGGACUGUUGUUCUAGAAAAUUCUACUAGUGGCAUCUUGACCAUUUCUAGCUUUACAAGGAACGAUAUUGGCAAUUACAGUUGUUUUGUUGAAAAUGAAGUAAGCAAUGGUACCAUCAGUGGUGUCUGGUUUUUCUUUGUUGAAGAACCCCCAACAACUACUACUACACGAAAACCUACCUUAUCUAGUACAACUGAUGGAGAAGCUUUGACUACUACUAAAUCUUCAAAUGUCACAAGUAGUCCCGGAAAUCGAACUUCAGCAGCAGAUGAAUCUAUUCCCUGGUGGGUUUGGCUUGCAGUUGGUCUUGCCUUGCUGCUAAUUAUUUCCAUUGUGAUCAUCGUCAUUUUCUACAUAAAAAGACGCCGUACUAAAAAGAAGUCAAGCAAAGGCAACGUAAUGAAAUUCUCUAAAGGAAUCGACCUUGAUAGCUAUAUCCAGAAUACCAACUAUCCACCUGGGUAUGAAGAUGCUGUUCAAAGAGAGGCUAAAAUGCAGAAUGGGUUUGCUUCGAAUGACAUGCAGGUGGACGGCGAUCCUGGAAAGACAAAUCUAGGAAUUCGGUUUGAAAGCGAGCAUGACCUGAUAGAGCAUUAUCGAAAGGGUCCGGAAACCGAGGAUGAAUUUGAUGACGUCGAUUUCAAAGAUCACGACCCUUUCGAAGACGAUGAGGUUCGAAUAACUGAUCACGACCCCUUUGAAUCAGAUUACAGAGAAGCUCGGUCCUUUGACAAUGGAGUUUUUGAGCACGAUGAUGAGGUUUAUAAAGAAAACAGCGAGUCGGAAAGGGACAGCGAAAAGAACCCAGAUUUGUUUGUCAAUGUUAACCAAGAUUUCAUCCAGUAUGAAAUCUGAUUUCGAUUUGGAGUAAUAAGUUUCUGUCCUUCCUUACUGCCCAGGAUUUUUCAAUCCGAUUGUGGAUUUUUCAAUCUGGCGGUGGCAAAGCUAGCCUUAGAGUCAUCUUUUGUUUUGCAUUUAAUGAAAAGGAUUCUAAGAAGAAAUUGUGGUAUCACAACUUGAUAUUUUCUUUCUAUUUUAUCUUCACUCCAUAAGGGCAAACCACAACUAAGAAGAACUCUUUCUCAGUUGGUACUAAAUGAUAAUUGCACGGUUAUCUUAUUGUAAAAAGAUAAUUUAUUUAAUGAUUGUAAAAAAUUGAUGAUUUUUUAAUAAAAGGUGUAAUCAUUGUGUAAAAUGUUUGUAAAUCAUUUUGUUAAAUUCAAUCUUUAUCUUGUAUAAGAUCUCAUUUGUGAAUUCCUACACCCCUGCCCCAAAGGGGUAAAGGAUAAAUCUAGGCAAGUCCACAGAGAAUCCCCCAACACCUCUCAGUCGAAUCUCUCUUUCGAAUACAUUGUCGUGUACAAAACAAAGCAGCAAAAAUAGACAGAAAUAGAGAAUAACCGAAUUUUCCAUCUUUUAAUGUGUUUGGUUGUAUAAUUUAUGCUUGUGAAGUGUCCAGCUGAUUCUAAGCAACCUAUACAAAGAAAUAAAUUCCAGGUUGCUGAACAGUCUACCUUCGUUUCUGAAAUUCGACCAGUAUUACAAAAUUAAAUUGAUAGCAGUAAAUAUGUGCUAAUGCCAUUCAUCUUUUUAGUUCAUUAUAUGCAUGUAUGGGAUAGACUAAUGCUAUGGCUAGCGUUUUUUUAAGAUAUAUUACUGCGAGAUCUUUUCUAAUGAGCUUGAAACGGUGUCAUCGCGUGCUUUUUGCUGCGACAAUGUCGCUGUGUAUCAAUAACUCUUGUUACCUUUCGGCAUGUUAGUUGCAAUUGCAAAUCUUAAGGACCAAAGAAGUAUUUAGCAGUUUAAAUUUAUAGUUUUCAUUCUUUGAUACGAGGAUGUAUAAGUUGUAUUUAGAGGGUGUGUAAAUUUGCUGGUUUCUUGAAAAUGAUGUAGUAUUUUUGUAGCAUAACGAGUUUCACUUUA